GUUGGCGCCGCGGGCAGGGAGGGCGGGCUGCGCGAGUGGGCGCGGGCCGAAGGGCCAGAAAGUCCACGCCGGAGAUGGACUUUUAAUGGUGGAGAGACUUCUGCAGCCACAGGGGGAGGAUAUCAGCACUUAAAGACUUCUUAAAGACUCCUGGCUCCAGGGAGCAGCGUCAGGGGAAGGGGGACAAUGGUCUCGGUGACGAUGGCCACUUCCGAGUGGAUCCAGUUCUUUAAGGAAGCCGGCAUUCCUCCGGGCCCUGCUGUCAAUUACGCCGUGAUGUUCGUGGACAACAGGAUCCAGAAGAGCAUGCUGUUGGACCUCAACAAGGAAAUCAUGAACGAGCUGGGCGUGACUGUGGUCGGGGACAUCAUCGCCAUCCUCAAGCAUGCCAAGGUGGUGCACCGCCAGGACGUGUGCAGAGCUGCCACUGAGUCCGCGCCCUGCAGCCCCAGCCCCCUCCCGGGCGAACUUCGUCGAGGCCCCUCCAGCGCGGCCUCCCGAAUGAUCGCCAACAGCCUGAACCGCGACUCCCCACCCGGGACGCCCCCCAGGCGGCCAGAUACCAGCACCUCCAAGAUCUCGGUCACUGUGUCCAACAAGAUGGCGGCGAAGAGCGCCAAGGCUGCUGCCCUCGCCCGCCGGGAGGAGGAGGCCCUGGGUGUUCCCGCCAAGCGGCGCCGGGUCACUGCCGAGAUGGAAGGGAAAUACAUCAUCAACAUGCCCAAGGGCACCACCCCCCGGACCCGCAAGAUCCUGGAGCAGCAGCAGGCGGCCAAAGGUCUCCACAGGACGUCCGUGUUUGACCGCCUCGGCGCCGAGACCAAGGCAGACACUACGACAGGGAAUAAACCCACAGGAGUCUUCAGCCGCCUGGGGGCCACUCCAGAGACGGAUGAGGAUCUGGCUUGGGACAGUGACAAUGACAGCAGCAGCUCUGUCCUGCAGUACGCUGGGGUCUUGAAGAAACUCAGCCGGGGUCCAGCCAAGGCCAGCCCCCAGCCGGCACUGACUGUCAAAGCCAAGGCCACGAGCUCGGCAGCUCCAGCCGCUGCCCCCACCCUGCGGCGCCUGGCGCUUCCCCCACGCCCUGGACUAGAGAGGAAGCCCGAGUCCCUGUCCAAAGUCAGCAUCAUCCAGAGACUAGGCAAGGCUGCCCUUGUGCCCGAGGCCCAGGACAGCCAGGUCACGAGCACCAAGAGCCCGACUGUCCGCUGCGUCCUGCCUGACCCUCCUGCUCCUCCAGUCUCCCAGCGGCCCCCUCGUCGGCGGUGGCGUCCAGCCUGUAAAGACUGUUAGCUGCCCUCACUCCCAGGCUGCAGGGACCUCCCCAGACCCUGGGCUGCGCCUGGGCACCUCCAUUUUCCUGCCCUGGGCAUCUUUUUCUCUGAAAUUCGGUGGCAGGUGGUGGGCCGGGCACUGGGAAGGGAGCCCAGCGCCGAGAGAAGACCACUGUUUUAAUAUAUUUUUGUGACUUUCAGACCGUUUCCCUGCCCUCCUUCAGGGUGAGUCACGGGGCUGCUUUUCCUGCAAAGCACAGCGUGGGUGGGGGCUCGCUGGCAGGCUGGUGUCCAGUGCCCUGCACACACGGGGCCUCGUCUUUGCUGCAGCCCCCAAGUGCAAGGCAGUCACGGUCAUGGUCUCCCCGCCCGCAGGCUCCCUUUCCCCAGCAAGCUGCAGUGGGUCCGGCCUCUGCCGCCUCCCGCCCCCCAGAUGUCACCUGUGACUGCCACUCUGCCUGCCAGAGUGGCUGCACCAUUCCGGACGCCAUGGCUUUCUGUAGACUUGAUUGUUCACACACGCACACUGCCUCUGGGCAGGCUGGCCCCCCACCCUGAGCCGGCAGCCAGCCCUGCGGCCUGGCUGGGUCAAGGGGGGAGAGUACAGUGAGUGGGCAGAGCACUGUCCCAACGCGGCGCCGUGAGCGAGCGAGACGCUCCACGGAGGAGGUGACGGGAAGUGCCCUGUGAAGUUGGAAAGGAGAGAGUUGCAGGCGGAGGAAGCAGCCAAGACAGAGGCCCAAGGUGGGACGGGGCGUGGAGAGGGCUGAGUGGCAGGCUUGACUGGUGAGGAGCGAGGCUGGCCAGGAGCCUGUGGCCAGCGCGAGCAGGGUGCGGCCAGGAGCCAGGUCACCGGGCCUCUCACCCAGAGAGGAGUUGGACAUAGCCCGGGACCCCAGGAUUUCAGAGGCUGUGGAGCAGGUGAAAUGAUCGAGGGGCUUCCCGGCUGUGGCUGCUGCAGGGGAGUGGGCAGGCGGGGGAGCAGGGGCAGCGCACGGCCGGUCCACCCUGGUGGGGGUGCGGAAGGGAGGUUGGAGGAGCCGCAGGUGGGCCAGGAGGGUGGUGGCUUGGACUGCUGGCUGGGAGGUGAGCUGCUGGUGGGUGCAGGGCUCGGGGCCCGCAGGGUUCACAGCCAGCUCAGGGGACUCCUGUGUUCAGAAAGGGGCCUAGAGAGAGGACGCAGAGGGACCUGGGGCCGCUGCCCCCUGGAGGAUCGACUCUGCUAAGGGGUGGCUGAGGUGGUCCGGGCUGGGUGAGCUGGGAGGGCAGCGAGCAUGAGAUGGGACAUGGUCACGGGUCGUUUCCUCUUUAUUGUAAAGCGGGCGUCACAGAAUUUCCCAUGCCAAGGGACCCCGGUACUGAGUGUGCACGCAGAGUGUGAAGUAUAUUGUGCUGUCCAGCCUCGGUCCAGGCCUGUCCUCACCUUCAUUUUCGCCGCCCAUUUUCAGUCAGGCAGUGUCCAGGCAGGAGGGCUGGACCCACCUCCUGGUGCGGACCCAGGCUAGACCCUCAUGGGGUGGGGCCGUGAUGCUCAGAAGAUUCCAGGACUCCCAUGCCAGUGCCACCAAGAGUUCCUCAUGCCGGGGCACAUUUCCAGCUGGUCUUCAGCUCCCUUUUCCCUACCCUUUAACAAACUUCUGGUUCCACCUCAUGGGUGAUUUUAGCAAGAGCCAGGUUCAUGAGAGUCCUAGUGACUGAAUUUAAGAGCCCAUGGUAAUUUCUAGAGGUUUAAUUGGAACCACAGCAGUAGCAAAACGCAGCUGGCACACACCACCUUACCUGCGGCAGGUAAGUCUGGUCGGGGCCACUCUAGGCGAGGGCCGGACCCAACUGGCAGGUGGCUGCUCUGGGCUCGAUGUCGGGAUGGCUGGGAUCCUCACCCCAGCACUGGUCACCCCUCACCCCUCCAUUGUUGUCUCAAUUGCAGAUUUGAAAUGGCCCAUUUGGAAAGUGGGUGGGUAUCUUAGGAUGGUUACUUUGGGAUUCUAGCAUUCUCUGUGUGUCCUGUUCCCCCUGCCUUGGUCAGCACGACCCAGCAAGUGUUUGUGCCCUGGGCCUGAGAGUCGCCUCCUGCCCCCCACACCCCUCGCCACCGUCUACAGGGACCAGCGCCACUGUGGAAGCCCAAGAUGUCCCCCACCCAUUAGGGGUUUCCCCAAACAGUGACCCACAUGGGGCGGAUUUCCGCCCCCCGCUCUGGUUUUCAGCGUGUUUGAGCUUAUAUAGUGAUACAGAGUUCAGCAUGCACACAACAGAAAGGGUUUAGCAGUGAAGUUUCCCCCGGCCCCCAAACCCCCUGCCAGUGUCGCUGGGGCCUGCGGUAACCUCCGUGGCGUGUUCACGUGCGUGCAUAGUGCUCACUCGUCCACGCGAGCAGAGGGACAGCGCCCGCAGGCACCUUAGCUGCCCGGUGAAUGCAAACAGCACACACUCACGGCGUGACUGACAGAAUCCGGUUAUGUGGAUGGGAGCGGCUGCUUUCAGCCUCCUGCUGUUACGGGCAGGUGGUGCAGC
Messenger RNA from Condylura cristata (star-nosed mole), 3791 nucleotides. It is a transcript of the gene CUNH19orf47, whose product is annotated as chromosome unknown open reading frame, human C19orf47. The record is from RefSeq and is a predicted model, not a curated record. Lineage: Eukaryota; Metazoa; Chordata; Mammalia; Eulipotyphla; Talpidae. The transcript is spliced from 11 exons. Gene Ontology annotation, cellular component: nucleus. The coding region runs from base 187 to 1296 and encodes 369 amino acids.